AUGGGUGACCGCUUAGAAAUACCAGGUACUGUAAGAUUGGAUGUGCAUGUGAUACGGGAUACGGCUAUUGCACCUGAUCUAUCUAUCUAUCUAUCUAUCUAUCUAUCUAUCUAUCUAUCUAUCUACAAAUUAUGUGCAAUAGCUCUAAAAUUAAAUUCUGCUGCCAUCAUUCCUAACCCUAAUAAAAUGCAACGUCAGCCGGUCCCCCUAGUUCACCUGGGUCCCCAUCCCCGCAUCUUUCCAUUCCCUCUGCCCUACCCACUAAACAUCCUCCAAUCGCCUACCCUUUUCCAGUGUCGAUCGCCAUUCGGCAAUGCUAACCUCCUCUUUCCUUUUGUUCCCCGCCUAAUGUCGCUUUUACUUGUUCUUACUCCCUUUUGUUCGCAUAAUUGCAUUAUUCUUUUUCUUUUUGACUUAUUUUCUUUCUUUCCUUCCUUCUCAAUGACAUACCAUUUCUUUCUUUCUUUCUUUCUUUCUUUCUUUCUUUCUUUCUUUCUUUCUUUCUUUCUUUCUUUCUUUCUUUCUUUCUUUCUUUCUUUCUUUUGCAUUUAG
Messenger RNA from Acanthosepion pharaonis, 552 nucleotides. The record is from the annotation of a GenBank genome assembly. Lineage: Eukaryota; Metazoa; Mollusca; Cephalopoda; Sepiida; Sepiidae.